Molecule: messenger RNA, 1356 nt
Organism: Penicillium oxalicum
Lineage: Eukaryota; Fungi; Ascomycota; Eurotiomycetes; Eurotiales; Aspergillaceae
Product: mitochondrial 54S ribosomal uL6m domain-containing protein
Exons: 6
Coding region: 1-1356 (451 amino acids)
Biological process (GO): translation; copper ion transmembrane transport
Cellular component (GO): ribosome; mitochondrial large ribosomal subunit; membrane
Molecular function (GO): copper ion transmembrane transporter activity; rRNA binding; structural constituent of ribosome
Source: RefSeq, a predicted model, not a curated record
AUGCACGGCAUGGACAUGGGCGCCCAGGGCUCCGGCCCUGAGUGCAAAAUCUCGAUGCUGUUCAACUGGUACACCAUUGAUGCCUGCUUCUUAUCUACGGGGUGGCAGAUCAAAAACGGUGGCAUGUUUGCUGCGACCUGCAUCGGCGUCAUUCUGCUGGUCAUGCUGGUGGAGGCGUUUCGCCGCAUGGGCAAAGAGUACGAUCUUCUUUUGGAGCGCCAAUUCCGGCGCCAAGCCGCAGUGUUGGCCGCCAAGCGGACCGAUUGCGUGACCCGCGGCCCCCCGGUGGGGCUCAAGUUUCGCGCGACGCCGUUGCAGCAACUGGCCCGAUCGAUCAUCCACGCGCUGACCUUUGGUGGUGCAUACAUCGUCAUGUUAUUGGCCAUGUACUUCAAUGUCUAUGUGAUCAUUUGUAUCUUUGUCGGUGCUGGACUCGGCAAGUUUUUCUGCGAUUGGAUGGUGGUGACAAUUGGGGAAGAAACGCUGCCGGACUCCAAGGGUGUGGAGGAGACGACUGCCCCCCCCCCGGCAACUCGCGAGCCUACCCAGUCCGAGUGGAAUUUCACAUCACGUGAUAAUCUCACUCGGUCGGGGCCCGCAAUCUACUCCGACAAAAUCCAAGCUGCAGCGCAACUCCUCCGUGAGCCUUUCCAGCGCAGUACCCUUCCUCUUUUCCUUACACCGGCAUUCUCUCCAGCUCGCACACAAUGCUUUUCGACCACAACGCCGAUGCAAUCCCGUGUCGGCGGCGCCCCGAUCUCCGUGCCCCCGGAGGUGUCGUUCAAUCUGGUCGACCUCCCCAAGUCGGUGAUGCAAGUUCGUGGAAAGGAUAUACCCAAGUACUCGGCUCAGAUCAAGGGCCCCAAGGGCGAGAUGUCUAUCACCAUUCCCUCGUUCUUAACUGUCAACUACGAUGCUGCCAGUUUGAAGGCUACCGUCAGCGUUGACGACGCCGAGGAACCUCACCAGCGCGCCAUGUGGGGCACAAUGCGCGCUCUUCUUCAGAAUCACAUCACCGGAGUCUCAGAGGGUCACAUCUGCAUUCUCAGUAUGGUCGGUGUCGGUUACAGGGCCACCAUUGAAGACAAGGCGUCUACCGUGACCGCCACCUAUCCCGGUCAGAAAUUCGUCUCGCUCAAGGUCGGCUUCUCGCACCCAAUUGAGCUGGGUGUUCCGGAGGGAAUCAAGGCCAGCACGCCCCAGCCCACUCGUAUUCUCCUCGAGGGUGUGGACAAGCGUAAAGUAACGCAGUUUGCCGCGGAGAUUCGCGAGUGGAGACGGCCAGAGCCGUACAAGGGCAAGGGUAUCUUCGUUAACGGAGAGACCAUCAAGCUUAAGGCUAAGAAGAUCAAAUAG